AUGAAGUUCCAACAGCCAUGGCAAGGGACUAAUUCUGGUCAAUUCUCCGGGAAACUCAGAGCUAUGUGGGAUAAGAUUACGUUCUCUCGUCUUACAAUCUUUUAUUUCGCUUUCACUAUUAUCCAUUUUGCCAUCCAAUUUUCUCUUCAAAUUCGUGCCUUCACUAUCAACGCCGAAGCUGCCUACUUUUUGGAUCACAUCCUGGAGGAGGGGAAUGCAAAGUCUACAAGCCUCCCGUUCCAAACGAAGAGCACUGAACGGCCGCCUUCCGCGGAGUAUCCCAGUUCUUUCGCUUCAACGUCUAGCAAGCCGUCAGUGUCCACGACGACCAUAUUCGUUCGUCCUGUUUCGACCGCUCCCCAACCAACUGGCGCUAUUGAAGACGAUAACGACGACGACGACGACGACAAUGACGAUGGCGACAAUGAUGUGGAUGAGGACGAGGACGAUGGGGGCAUCGACAGGCCUCGAGUACCCGUCGUCAGCAACCAGGCAACCACGAGGAAUAGCCUGGGGGCCACUCAAAUGUACAAGCGCGAGCAUUCAAUUAUUCUGGACGGAGAGACGGUGACGUUGAGCGAUACCUGUCUUGACGCGCUCAACUGGCCUGCUUCACAGCUCCACAACACCAAGCGUGAAGAUAUUGUCUUUAUCGCCUUCCAAUUCUGGGUCCUUGGAAUGUCUUUCAUCGCCCUCCUCAACGAAUCUAUUCCUCAUAUUUUGGCGUCCCUUCUCACACAUGUCAUGGUAACUGCUUGGGUAUCCUUCCAGGUUACUCAAACAGAGAUCUUCCGCCGGAACUUCAACCGUAUCAUCACCAAUGGCGCUUGCCGGGGAACCAAUCUCCUCCCCGAUUUCUGGAAAGCGCGAGCUCUCGCAGAGUAUCCAAGCUUGGCCUUACAUGCUGUCGCUCUCAUUGUUUCAUGCGUUCUUACCUGGAAAUUGGUCAAGUUGUACGGAUGGCAAACCUUCAAGCGGGUUGGAGCAUCGCUCAAGAUCAACCGCAUCUACAAGAUCAUGUUGAUCCUCAGCGUCACCAUUCAGCUCUCAUUGUUCUUCAUGUUGACAACUGUCUGCUUGUGGAUCGACCAGCUCUUCAAUAGCGCUAUCGGAGACAUCGCCAGUUUCACCACCUUGUACAAGGUGUCUUCCUUCAUUACCCUUGCACUUCUGGUCCCGUGGCUUAUGAUGGGGUGGUUUGCCGUUCGACGUGAACUUCGCCUUCCAAUGUUCUUUUUCCUGGUUCUUUCUAUUCUUUACCUCACCGGCUGGGGCGUUAUGUUUUUCUCGACCACCUUCCGCUGGACCUUUGUCACCUGGAGGUUCUUUGCCGUCAUGGCCAGCGCCUCCGUCUUCCUCACUUGCGUGUCCUUUAUCUUUGGGAUCAUCUGUCGCUUCAAUUUCGGCAAAGGACUGCUGAAGUACCUUGACGCAAACGACUCGGUCGUUGAAGAUGACCGCUCGUCCGUUUGGAACGAGAAACGGGACCUUGAGCAUUACCCGUUCCCCUCGGUGGAGUCCUUGGUUCCUACCUUCAGCUCUGCGUACGGUUCCCAAGACCACUAUGUGCAAGGCCCCACGGCUUCCCAGGGUCCCCGCUUCUUCCAGUCCAACCCAGAGCCAUAUGAGACCGGUCCUCCUGGACUUGCUUCUCCCCCUCGAGCUGUUACUCGAAACCUCAACGACGUCCCGCAAAUGAGGCGGAGCGACAGCAGCGGAAGUGAGAAGAGCCAUGCGAGCUUUGUCCGCGAAAUGCAAUCCCGUGGCUCAGAUCACAUGCGUAAGGGCAGUCAAUCUUCUUCGCAAUCAUCCAAGCGAUGGGUGAUCGAGUAG
This is a messenger RNA of Coprinopsis cinerea okayama7#130, 1833 nucleotides long. RefSeq lists its product as hypothetical. Gene Ontology annotation, cellular component: Golgi apparatus. The record is from RefSeq and is a predicted model, not a curated record. The transcript has 9 exons. NCBI's taxonomy places the organism in Eukaryota, Fungi, Basidiomycota, Agaricomycetes, Agaricales, Psathyrellaceae. The coding region runs from base 1 to 1833 and encodes 610 amino acids.